Messenger RNA from Aplysia californica (California sea hare), 621 nucleotides. Its product is annotated as sodium/glucose cotransporter 4. Lineage: Eukaryota; Metazoa; Mollusca; Gastropoda; Aplysiida; Aplysiidae. The record is from RefSeq and is a predicted model, not a curated record. Gene Ontology annotation, biological process: transmembrane transport. Gene Ontology annotation, cellular component: plasma membrane. The transcript has 6 exons. The coding region runs from base 1 to 621 and encodes 206 amino acids. Gene Ontology annotation, molecular function: D-glucose:sodium symporter activity.
AUGCACGUGUGGCGUGACCCAGUGACCGGGGACAUCCCGUGGCCGGGAGCUCUGAUUGGGCUGACCACAGUGGGCAUCUGGGUCUGGUGCAAUGACCAGCUGAUGGUACAGCGCUGUCUGUCUGCCAAGUCUCUGAGUCACAGCAAGGCCGGGGCUGUGUUUGCCGCCUCCCUCAAGGUCGCCAGCUUCUUCCUCUGGAUAGUGCCUGGCAUGAUUAGCAGAGUUCUCUUCCCUGACGAAAUCGCCUGCGCCGACCCCGACACUUGCGAGGAGGUGUGUGAGAACAGGGCUGGGUGCUCCAACAUCGCGUAUCCUCUGCUGGUCUUGAGGAAAAUGCCACCAGGUCUGCGCGGGGUGAUGCUGGCGGCCCUACUUGCAGCACUCAUGAGCACGCUGACGUCUAUUUUUAACUCCGCCUCCUCCAUGUUCACCAUGGACAUUUGGCGGCGCAUCCGCAAGAGGGCGCCACAGGGCGAACUUAUGUUGAUAAACUUUCUGCACUUCGCUAUCAUCUUGUCCGGCGUCUCCAUCGCUUCUACCAUCAUCAUUUCUCUUAUGACGAAGCCACGGCCUCCACAGAAGUGCUUUGUCAUUGACGAUGAGGGGAAAGACGAAAGUUAG